AAAGAGGGGAGAAGAAACCAAUGAGCAAUGUCCAAAUCCAAGAAUUUGAGCUUGUGUUAGCAAGCAUAAUCAUCUAUAUAUAGGUAGCUCAAAUCAUAAAUAGAAAUCACCAAUUAUUAUCGUGUGUACUAACUAUUACUAGUACUACCAAAUCAUAUCAUCAAAAGACCAAUUAGAAGUUCAACCAAAAUGGAGGACAAAGUGGUGUUAUUGGAUUUCUGGCCAAGCUCUUACGCAAUGAGAGUAAAAAUCGCCUUAGCUGAGAAAGAGAUACAAUAUGAGACCAAAGAAGAAAACUUACCCGACAAGAGCUCUCUUCUUCUAGAAAUGAACCCAGUUCACACCAUGGUCCCUGUUCUCAUUCACAACGGAAAACCCAUUUGCGAGUCACUCAAUAUCGUUUACUACAUCGAUCAAGUUUGGUCUCACAAAUCUCCUUUGCUUCCCUCCGACCCUUAUCAACAAUCCCAGGCCCGAUUUUGGGCCGACUUCAUUGACAAGAAGAUAAAUGGCCUUGGCAAGAGGAUGUGGAAAUCUAAAGGGGAAGAACAAGAGGCAGUCAAGAAGGAAUUUAUUGCGAACUUGAAGACCUUAGAAGGAGAGCUUGGUGACAAGCUUUACUUUGGAGGUGAUAAGUUUGGAUUUGUGGAUUUGGCUUUGGCUCCCAUCACAAGUUGGUUUUACUCAUUUGAGAUUUGUGCCAAUUACAGCACUGAGUCCGAGUGCCCCAAGAUUGUAGAGUGGGCCAAAAGAUGCAUGGAGAGAGAGAGUGUGGCCAAGUCUCUUCCUCGCCCGAGCAAAAUCUAUGACUUUGUUUUGUUACUUAAGAAGAUAUAUGGCAUAUAAUACAAUUGGAAACGAAAGAGGAAAAAAAGUGUACUAGCUAGACAUUUGGUUUAUUUCAUUGUGCUGUUUUGUGUGUGCUUUCAUAAAUAAUAAUAAUAAUAAUAAUUAAAUGUUGUUAAUUCA
This is a messenger RNA of Humulus lupulus (European hop), 969 nucleotides long. Its product is annotated as probable glutathione S-transferase parA. NCBI's taxonomy places the organism in Eukaryota, Viridiplantae, Streptophyta, Magnoliopsida, Rosales, Cannabaceae. Gene Ontology annotation, molecular function: glutathione transferase activity. Gene Ontology annotation, biological process: glutathione metabolic process. Bases 190 to 846 code for a protein of 218 amino acids. The record is from RefSeq and is a predicted model, not a curated record. The transcript is spliced from 2 exons. Gene Ontology annotation, cellular component: cytoplasm.